This is a messenger RNA of Enhydra lutris kenyoni (northern sea otter), 2757 nucleotides long. RefSeq names its product G protein-coupled receptor class C group 5 member B (gene GPRC5B). The coding region runs from base 1 to 1209 and encodes 402 amino acids. The transcript has 4 exons. The record is from RefSeq and is a predicted model, not a curated record. Gene Ontology annotation, biological process: G protein-coupled receptor signaling pathway. Lineage: Eukaryota; Metazoa; Chordata; Mammalia; Carnivora; Mustelidae. Gene Ontology annotation, molecular function: protein kinase binding; protein kinase activator activity; G protein-coupled receptor activity. Gene Ontology annotation, cellular component: intracellular membrane-bounded organelle; extracellular exosome; plasma membrane.
AUGAGUCACAUUUCUGGGAGCCUGCCUGGCCGCAAAGAGAGAAAGAUGAAAACCCACCAGGUGCUGGCCUUCCUCUUGCUCUUCGUGAUUGCCUCCGGGGCUUCUGAGAACGCCAGCACUUCCCGGGGCUGUGGACUGGAUCUCCUCCCUCAGUACGUGUCCCUGUGCGACCUGGACACCAUCUGGGGCAUCGUGGUGGAGGCGGUGGCUGGGGCAGGCGCCCUGAUCACGCUGCUCCUGAUGCUCAUCCUGUUGGUGCGGCUGCCAUUCAUCAAGGACAAGGAGAAAAAGGACCCCGUGGGCCUCCACUUCCUCUUCCUUCUGGGGACCCUGGGCCUCUUCGGGCUGACCUUCGCCUUCAUCAUCCGGGAGGACGAGACCAUCUGCUCGGUCCGCCGGUUCCUCUGGGGCGUCCUCUUCGCUCUCUGCUUCUCCUGCCUGCUGAGCCAGGCGUGGCGCGUGCGGAGGUUGGUGCGCCACGGCAAGAGUCCCUCGGGCUGGCAGCUGGUGGGCGUGGCGCUGUGUCUGAUGCUGGUGCAGGCCAUCAUCGCCAUCGAGUGGCUCGUGCUGACCGUGCUGCGUGACGCCAAGCCGGCCUGUGCCUACGAGCCCAUGGACUUUGUAAUGGCCCUCAUCUACGACAUGGUGCUGCUCGUGGCCGCCCUGGGGCUGGCGCUCUUCACGCUAUGCGGCAAGUUCAAGAAGUGGAAGCAGAAUGGGGCGUGCAUCCUGGUCACAGCCUUCCUGUCCGUGCUCAUCUGGGUGGCCUGGAUGACCAUGUACCUGUUCGGCAACGCCGAGCUGCGGCGGGGAGAUGCCUGGGGUGACCCCACCCUGGCCAUCACCCUGGUGGCCAGCGGCUGGGUCUUCGUCAUCUUCCACGCCAUUCCGGAGAUCCACUGCGCCAUCUUGCCAGCCCCGCAGGAGAACACGCCCAACUACUUCGACACCUCGCAGCCGCGGAUGCGGGAGACGGCGUUCGAGGAGGACGUGCAGCUGCCACGCCCCUACAUGGAGAACAAGGCCUUCUCGAUGGAUGAACACAAUGCAGCCCUCCGAACAGCGGGAUUUCGCAACGGCAGCUUGGGAAACAGACCGAGCGCUCCGUUCAGAAGCAACGUGUAUCAGCCCACUGAGAUGGCCGUUGUGCUCAAUGGAGGGACUAUCCCAACUGCUCCGCCAAGUUACACUGGAAGACACCUCUGGUGAAAGACUUUUAAGUUCCAGAGAAUAAGAAUCUCUCUUACCGAUUUUAUUCCCUGGCUGUGUCUUUCUUGAGGGAGAAAUCAGUAACAGUAGCCGAACAAGGCUGCCUCACAGCCGGGAGAUCUAGAAAUCCUACACAAGGGGAUUUUGUGUAAAUGUGAACACUGCUGAACCUAAAAGCUAACACCGACUGCCCUCCGUCCCCUGCCACACACACACACACACACACACACACACACACACACACACACGCGUAAUACCAAACCAACCUCAAUCCCUGCAAACUAAAGCAAAGCUAAUUGCAAAUAGUAUUAGGCUCACUCAAAAAUGUGGCUGGGAAGACUGUUUCAUCCUCCGGGGGUAGAACAGAACCACAUUCACAGUCGGUGGGCCGGGCUGGUGUUGGUUGACUGUGGAGCUCCCCACACCAUCGCCCCUCCGCAGCAAGUGCUGGACCUCAGGUGGCCUUUUUUGAGAUAACUGUUUCAUUGAGAGGACUAAUGGGACUUCUCCAUCAGCUUGCCUGUUGGUUUGCACAUUUCAGGGGGGUCAGGAGCAGUUACGGAGUUGUGGGUGUGAUCCUGGGGUAAGGCCCAGCCAAAUCACAGCAUGAGCUUUACAGCAGUAGUGGGGGAGGGACCCCAGCCUGUGCCAACGAAGAGAAGGCUAUCUGGGAGGUGAAGUGACUGUCACAUUUAAAAAGUGGUGACCCACCACUGUUCCCUCUCUGGGCCUCCUGCUGCAGGUCUACAGCAGAAAAGCAUGCCCGCCUCCCUCCUUGGAGCCAGAGCGAUAUUCCCGCUUGGGGCAGCAGUCUCUUUCCCUUGAUGAGCUCUCCCUCCUCCUGCUCUUGCCAGUGCUCCCCGAACCCCGCACCCUUUCCCAGUUUUAUUUCCAUGUUCAUUUCCAAAGCUCAGAUGGGCUGUCAGCUGACAGCCCUCCCCCACCCCCGUUGGCAGGCCAGAAGGCAGGUGCCACAGCGAUUGUCUGUGAUGAUGUCACAUGGCAGGGCAUCCCAGGGGAGAGGGGACACUCUGCUGCCUAGCAUGCAGUGAGUUCUCAGGUGUUAGACGUUGACGGAGUGCAAGUUCCAGGGAAGGCUGGAGCACUCGAGAGGUUCUUGCUGCUUUUGGAGGGUAUGUGGGACAUGUUUUGACUUGGUUUUCUGUAAGUUCCAUGCAAAUGGUUCUCUUCAAAGCCCAUUGUUUCUGUCAUGGUUUCCAUCUGUCCUAAGCAAGUCAUUCCUUUGUUAUUUGGCAUUUCCAACAUCUCGGCCAUUAAAAGCCCCAUGUUCUCUGCACUGUUUGGCCAGCAUAAUCACUAGCAGUGACACAAAGCAAAGAGUUUUAACUUGACGGCAUGAAAUGUAUAAAUGAGGGUGAGUCCUUUGGCAUAUACGCUAAUGAUUAUAUUGCUUUUUCUAUAAAACAACCCUUAAGCCUUUAACCUUUAAAGAAAAUGAAAAAGGUUAGUGUUUGGGGGGGCGGUGGGAGACUGACCUCUUCAUAAGCCAAUAUGUCUGAGCUGUUUUAAUAAACCUUCCGAUUUUUC